This is a messenger RNA of Anneissia japonica, 2291 nucleotides long. Its product is annotated as carbohydrate sulfotransferase 1-like. The transcript has a single exon. The coding region runs from base 315 to 1694 and encodes 459 amino acids. Gene Ontology annotation, biological process: N-acetylglucosamine metabolic process; sulfur compound metabolic process. Lineage: Eukaryota; Metazoa; Echinodermata; Crinoidea; Comatulida; Comatulidae. Gene Ontology annotation, molecular function: N-acetylglucosamine 6-O-sulfotransferase activity. The record is from RefSeq and is a predicted model, not a curated record.
UUCAAUGAAAAGUUACUUUUUCAGUUGUUUGAAAAAAGUGUCUCAUGGUGCGAUCAAUGCGGGUGUCAUACCAUUAUACCACAGAGACCUAUACGGUCCUGAUAGUUAUAUUCAUUAUUUCAUGCAUUGCCGGGUCUAUUGUCAAUUGACUAAAGCUUCAUAAUAUUUUUUUUUUUCAAAUAAAUCUUAUGUGUAACGAAAAUCAAGUACAAUAGGCCUACAUUUAGUGAACGUCGUCACAAGCACAAGAUAGGCCUACUAACACGAAGCCGCAUCAUGAGAAUUUUCCGCCGUGAUAUCCCUUGGCUACCUGUAUGACCUCUGAAUCACAACUCGGAAAUUAUGCUUUUUGGCAAUCAUUCCAAGUUUCUGUUGUUAUUCUCGACUCGAACAUGCAUUCGUUUAAGAAGAAGUUGUGUUUGUUGGUUUUUAUUGCAGCAUUAGUAGUAUUCGUGAACUUGUGCAGCUCUAUUCUUGGGAAACACACCAUUGGUCUUAACAGUACUAGGACGAUCACUGUGUCCACUGGCGUCAGGAAGGUUAUGGCAAGCACGUGUUGCCGACAAUAUAAACAUGCCAGUAGUUUCAACAUGUUUUCCAUCGGAAAGGGAAGCAGAGGUUUCGAUAAAAAUUCACUGGACGCUGGGUGUAUUUGCGAACAACAAAGGCCUACAAAAAUCAUGAUAUUAGCUUCUAUGAGAACCGGUUCAUCAUUUCUAGGACGGUUAUUUGCCGAAAACAACGACGUAUUUUACUUGUAUGAACCAGGUAGGCGAGUGAUGGUCUACUUGCGCCGUGAAAAUAUUACAUCUAAUUUAAUUGAAGGAAAGUUACUUGACAUCAUUUGGAACACAUUUCAAUGUAGCUUCGCAGAUAUGGACUUUUAUAUUAAAACGCUUUCACGUUUGCCUAUACAUCCUAGACGAGUGGAAAUACCAGCAACGGUUAACAACAGAAUUUGUGAGGGUUAUAACGGCUCGAUAGGCGAUUUUCUUCGCUGUCAACCAGUCACAAGAGAUUUACUGGAGAAUGUUUGUAACACCAAGAAAUAUGUCGUCAUUAAAACUAUCCGUAUCAGUAACCUUAAUUUAUUAAGACCGCUUGUAAAAGAGCAUAACCUAAAAGUUGUUCAUUUAAUCCGUGAUCCUCGCGGGGUUAUAUCGUCCCGAAUGCUGCUGGUUCCGACCGUGAGAAAACGCAUGAAGCAAGAACAGAGAAUUGUAUUUAAUGUUACCGACUUAACUAGCGAUAUGAAAACAAAUAUACGCACAUAUUGUAGUGAUUGGUUAAAAAAUCUUGAAAUUGGCCACCACAUGGCAUUGUUUAGUGAUAAUUAUUUCGCUAUUAGAUAUGAAGAUGUUGCCAUAAAAACGUCAGAAAAAAUUCGAGAAAUUUAUACGAACCUUGGAAUUAAAAUAAUUCCUUAUAAAGUCAAACAGUGGAUCAAAGAGAACACUCACUUUUCUAGGCCUACGGGAAGAAUGUCUUGGUUAUUUUCGACUCAGAGGAAUUCUUCUGCAAACGCUGAAAGCUGGAGAACUAAAAUGACCAUGCAAUUAGUUGAAUAUAUUCAAAAUGUGACCAAUUGUGAGAAAUUAAUGAGGAUUGCUGGGUACAAAAAAGUUCUAAGUCAAGCCGACUUGACUGAUUCGUCUAAAACAUUCAUUGGUGAACAAACAACGAAAGAACACUAAAGUAAAAUAUCAUGACGUAGGCUUAAUAAUAUACCAUCCAGAUGAAGAUGAAUAGUACGGUAUUAGACACUUUAAGAAUCAUGACUUAUGGUUUCACAUUGUUCCGCUGAUUCCAUGACAACGGGACUUAAAAUUGCAAUUGCACGAUGUCGUGUUCAGAAACAUUUAAAAAAGGGAAGGAGAUCAAUAAUGCUGGUGAAGGGAGAUGAGAGCAUGAUGCCGCGCGUAGCCAGCUAUUUAGACCGUUGGGACAGUCCCACACAUUUUCUAUUGGGUCCACAUAGAAUGAAUGGGUCCUCAUUUUAAAAAAGGUCCAGAUUUCCAGGCCUAGCAUAUCAAUUUUUUUUCCUCCGGAGUCUGACUUUAACUGAGGAAUUCUGUAUAUUUAUUUGUAUAUUUUUGUUGUUUGCAGAUUUUACUGUCAAGGCCAAAUGAGUUUCUUCCCCAUUGUGGGAUAAUAAAGUUCUAUUGAAUUGAAUAGAAUUUAAUUAUUAUUAGGCCUAUUAUUAUUAUUUUGGAAAAGAGGUAUUCAAUUCGUUUCAGUAAGAUUAUACUUUCCAUACAUGAAUAUGUAUUAUGUUGCUGUAUAUGUUGUUA